GUGAAAGCAUCUUGGAUUUAAACUUGUUGGAGCUUGUUAAGAAGUGUUUGAAGUUUCAGCAGUGGCGCGACGCCACUGAUCUCUAUAUAAUGUAGAUUUCAUCUCCACCGUGUAGAGCGUCUCGUCGUGCGUGGGUCCUAUCCACACUCUUCAAAGGUCAGCGUUAAUGAUAUUCACAGACAGACCAGUGGCUCAGCAAGACGGGAUCAUGGCCUCCUCAGCACUGAAUUGCACACAUUUUAUGUUGUGUUUUAUUUAUUGUUCGUUACUUUUUGGUAAUAUAUUUUGCGAUGCUGAUGCUGAAGAAGAUGAACAUGCCAAACAUACGUAUACAGUGGAUAUGUUCAACGAUGCUGUCCCAACCGCUCCCCACUUUGUCAUGUUCUUCGCCCCUUGGUGUGGUCACUGUCAGAGGCUACAGGGGACAUGGAACGAAAUGGGGGACAAAUACAACAACAUGGAGUCGCCGCCCGCCUACAUCGUAAAGGUUGACUGCACUCAGGAUGUUAAGUUCUGCUCCAAUGUCCACGGCAUCAGGGGCUACCCCACGCUGAAGCUGUUCAAACCUGAGCAGGAGGCUGUGAAGUACCAAGGCCCCAGGGACCUGCAGUCUCUGGAGACCUGGAUGCUCAACACAUUGCAGGACGAGCCUGUGGAGCCAGAGACUGAACUGGAGCCUCCCAAAGCCCCAGAGCCCAAGCAGGGCCUGUUUGAUCUCACUGCCGGCAACUUCAAGGCCCACAUCGCUAAAGGGUCCCACUUUGUCAAGUUCUUUGCUCCCUGGUGCGGUCACUGCAAGGCCUUGGCCCCGACCUGGGAGCAGCUUGCCACCAGCUUCGAGUACUCAGACAACAUCAAGAUCAGCAAGGUGGACUGUACCCAGCACUAUGACGUGUGCUCUGAGAACGCUGUGCGUGGCUACCCCACACUGCUCUUCUUCAAGGACGGAGAGAAGGCAGACCAGUACAAGGGCAAGCGGGACCUGGACUCACUGAAGGACUUUGUGGACAACCAGGUCAAGGCUGCUGCUGUUAAGGAGGAUGAUGAACACCCACAUGCCAACGAGAUCCCAGUACCCAGCGACGAGCCCGCCAAAGAGGAGUCUGGCGUAGUUACACUCACAGAGGCUAACUUUGAGGAGACGGUGGCCAAGGGGCUGGUAUUCAUUAAGUUCUAUGCCCCAUGGUGUGGCCACUGUAAGAGUCUGGCACCUACCUGGGAGGACCUGUCUCAGAAGGAGUUCCCUGGCCUGACUGAUGUCAAGAUUGGCAAAGUGGACUGCACAGUGGAGAGGACAAUCUGCAACAGGUUUUCAGUGAGUGGGUACCCCACCCUGCUGAUGUUCAGAGCGGGUGUGCAAGGUGAGGAGCAUCAUGGAGGGCGCGACUUGGAGAGCCUGCACGGCUUUGUGAUGAAGCAGGCCCGAGACGAGCUGUAGCACUAUCCAAUCAACAUCCGUCGAUACUUCUUUCCUCCCUCACACAGCGUAUCUGGCCAAUGAGAGGAAUCCUCUCUCCCAUAGAGGCUAGCUCUCUUCUCUCUCUGAUUGUUUUCCUUUCAGAAAGCAGUAGAAUCAAGACACUUAAAAAAUUAACUAAAUAAAAACACUCUGUAAUGCCUUGUUUACCCCCCUUUGUUUCUGUUCUAAUCCAAUAGUUUGUGUGACUGUAUUCGUUUGGGCUGCCUAGUUCCUCUGUUCUUCUGGAAAUGAAAUGAUGUGAUCGACAACCACUUUUUGCCAGCGGUACAUAAUCAGUCAGACCUUGACAAACCGUUAGUCAUCCACAACGCUUGACACAACUCAAAGGACGGUCGUCGUAUAUUGGUGCCUGCCGGUUGUAUCAAAAAAAUGUUGGAUUAACCUGACUGAGUUUGUCUGAAAUUUCAAAAACAUUAUUUUUGGUUAUUUUUUUUAAUAUAUUUUUUUAAGGAAAUCAUGCUGAUAAAUCACGAGCCACUAAUGUAAUGGUACUGCAGCAAAGAGGUCAGAGCCGUGUGACGUUGAGCGUUAAGUUGACGGUACUUCUCAUCCCAUGCCAGCAACGGCCUAACUAACUUAACUCUCAGGGACACCCAGUUCUCGACCUACUCCAUACUAUCUCUUUAUCAACUAUAUUUGUAUCCCACUUGUGUUUUUGUAGAGUCCCCCCCCCCCCAACUGCUUGUUGGCUAUGUCGGGGAAGGCUGCGGGAAGCUACUUUUCAGUGUUUCGUGUCAAACUGCCCUUUUUGUGUGUUCCUCUGACAUCAUAAAUGUGCUACAAAAAGUCUGAAUGUAGACCUAUAUAUAUUUUUUAUAUAUGUAUGUAUAUGUUUGUGCUGUGAGGCUUCAGUUCGGUCCCGACUGCGGCCCAAUAUCAGGUGCCGUGUUGGUGUUACCAACGUUUUUAUGAACAAUGAUUGUGAUCGUCAGUUCGUACACUCAAGUCAGGCCUUUUUGAAUGGAUGGAAUGGACUCGGCCAGUUUGGGUCAUUACAGGACAGCUCUAUUUGUCAUUAACUCCAUGUUUGACACAAAGUCCCUCAAAUGGUUUGCAAGGGAUUGUGUCAAAUGUACAAAAAAAUAUAUACAUAUAUAUUUUAAAAAUGGGUUUUCUACAGCUAGUUCAUUAGAAUGGAACAUGUCUUUGUGUAAAUGCAAUAUAUUUCACAAAGCUCAUUUUAAUAUUCUGUUCUAUUGACUAAGCGUCUAUCAGGCCCCAGUGUGAAACAUUUUUCCCAGUGAAGCACAAGAACGCCACAACAUCAGUGCUAUGGUCACUUUUACUUUGGGUGUAUCGACCUUUGUAAAAAAAAAAAUCUGGAAUGUUUGGUUUACCUCGUAUGCUUGGAAGAGCAAAAACAGAAUAACAAAAAAAAUAGAUUUUCCACCCACAUAAUGAUCAAUUAUAUUUUACUUGUUUAGUCAGUAAGAUAUGAUGACAAUGUUGAUUUUCCUUCUUUCCAGAUGUAGACUAAGUCUUUGAAUAUGUGUGUGUGCGCUAUUCUGGGGCUUUUGGGGGGGGGGGGGGGGGAAUCAAAAGAUUGUAUGUUCAUGGAGUUGUUGUAUGAGGCAGGUUUUACAUUCAAUGCUCAAUUAAGGGAAACAAAUGCAUUCAGAGGUUAACCACAUAUUGUUAGUACAAUCUUUAUGGAUAGCACAUGGUCUAGGCAGACUCCAGUGAAGGAAAGCGGUGGGGGGGGGGUUUCUUCUCGUGAGUGGGUUGUACACUGCCCAUGAAUUUUGUAAACAAAAAGCAAGUUGUAACAUGAGAUUUUGUAAUAAAAUGUCUUUUUCCAAAAA
This is a messenger RNA of Oncorhynchus mykiss (rainbow trout), 3282 nucleotides long. RefSeq names its product thioredoxin domain-containing protein 5. The record is from RefSeq and is a predicted model, not a curated record. Gene Ontology annotation, biological process: protein folding. Gene Ontology annotation, molecular function: protein disulfide isomerase activity. Lineage: Eukaryota; Metazoa; Chordata; Actinopteri; Salmoniformes; Salmonidae. Gene Ontology annotation, cellular component: endoplasmic reticulum.